Messenger RNA from Colossoma macropomum (tambaqui), 1587 nucleotides. Its product is annotated as interferon-induced protein 44-like. The record is from RefSeq and is a predicted model, not a curated record. The transcript has 13 exons. NCBI's taxonomy places the organism in Eukaryota, Metazoa, Chordata, Actinopteri, Characiformes, Serrasalmidae. Bases 55 to 1245 code for a protein of 396 amino acids.
AAUAAACUUGACUCAUACGCUGAAAGUGAAAGUGUACAGGAGAGUGGGCAGGUCAUGUCGACUCCAAAAACAUAUCUACAACUAGUGAAACAGAGCUUGACUGGUACGGCAGUCCUCCCACAUGAGAAAAAAAUGGGAAAUUCAUGCUCAAAAAAAUCUUCCCAUCAUUAUUGUACACCAGAUGAAAGACUGGGAAGCCCACUGAAUAAUGCAUGCAACAGGAUACUAGAGAGAAAAAGGAACAAUGGACCAUCAACACCUCCUCUUUUUUGUGCACCAGAUGAUGAACAAGGACAUCCUCCAGACCACACAGACAACAGAGUACAAAACACAAUGACUGUAGGGACAUCGAAUGCUUCUCCUCCUCCUCUUCCUGCACGAGGUCAAAGGCUAAUAUCAGAACGUGUUCCUCCUGUGCUUUCACAAGUACUAAAUGAGCCUUGGAGGCAAGUGAUAUGGAGUGAAAAAGAUGCAACAUUAAAGUACCUGGAAGGUUUUAAGCCAAGUUUGGAGGUCCUCAGAAUUCUGCUGCAUGGACCAACUGGCGCAGGGAAGUCAUGCUUCAUCAAUUCUGUCCAGAGGAACCUCUUAGGCCGUAAUGCCAUUGGUGCUCUGGAACAGACGACACAAUCUGGAACGAGCUUUACUAAAACAAUCAGAUCACACAAGUUGAAAAAGCGUGGAGGUGGACGCUUUCCUUUUAUAUUGAGUGACAUCAUGGGACUCGAGCCAGAGAAUACAGGAGGAAUACUAACUGAGGACAUCAUCAAAGUGUUAGAGGGACACAUUUCAGAUGGCUACACUUUCAAUCCUAUGGGACCUAUAACUGAGGAUCACCCAAAGUACAAUCACUACCCAAAUCUAUGUGAUAAAGUCCACUGUCUGGUGAGCGUCAUUCCUGCUGACAAUAUCUCAAGAAUGAGUGACAAAGUGAUUCACAAAAUGUGGACAAUUCGACAGAAAGCAGCUGAAAUGAACAUACCACAAGUCACUGUGUUGACAAAAGUGGAUAUAGCAUGUAAGGUGGUCAAUGGAGACUUGAAAAAGGUUUAUUACAGUAAAAAGAUCAAAGAGAAGGUACAGGAAUGCAGUAUAAAAAUUGGUCUCCCACUGAACUGCAUCUACCCUGUGAAGAACUAUCAUGCAGAGAUCACCCAAGAUGCCAAUAUUGAUGCCCUUAUUCUCAUGGCACUAAGGGACAUUGUCAACUUUGCCAAUGAUUAUGUGGAGGAUCUGGAGGAAUAAAGUGCCAGCUAUUUAAUACAAAACAAGGGUCAUGCAGAGACCUACAGAGGGGCAGGUGCCCAGACUUAAAAACACCAUGCUUUCAAUUUGGAGGGGCACACAGAACACACGAUUUUAACACAUUACAACAUAACCUGUUGAACUAUAGCAAUUACUGAUAUUCAGGCAGAACAUGAGAAACCUACUACAAAAUACUGUCAGAAAACCAGGCAAUGUCAAUAAUUUUGCUAUCAAAUCAAAAUAUCCUGAUAACAAUGACAGUUCCACUAAAAUAACUGCAACCUUUUAAACUGAUUUAUUUCCAAAAGAAUUCAUAAUUCUUCUAUAUAUAUAUAUAUAUAU